AUGUCGAGCCAGCCUCUCCUCCAGACUGCCCCGGGCAAGCGCAUCGCCCUGCCCACUCGCGUCGAGCCCAAGGUCUUCUUCGCUAACGAGCGUACCUUCCUCUCAUGGCUCAACUUCACCGUCAUCCUCGGCGGUCUGGCCGUCGGCUUGCUCAACUUUGGCGAUAAGGUUGGUCAGAUCAGCGCUGGCCUUUUCACGCUCGUCGCCAUGGCGGCCAUGAUCUACGCCCUCGUCACCUUUCACUGGCGCGCGAAGAGCAUCCGCCAGCGCGGUCAGGGCGGCUUCGACGACCGCUUCGGUCCCACGGUGCUGGCUCUUGCCCUGCUGGCCGCCGUCAUCGUCAACUUUGUCCUCCGUGUCACAAACUAA
Messenger RNA from Lasiodiplodia theobromae, 369 nucleotides. RefSeq names its product Vacuolar transporter chaperone 1. The transcript is spliced from 2 exons. Gene Ontology annotation, cellular component: fungal-type vacuole membrane; vacuolar transporter chaperone complex. Bases 1 to 369 code for a protein of 122 amino acids. Lineage: Eukaryota; Fungi; Ascomycota; Dothideomycetes; Botryosphaeriales; Botryosphaeriaceae. The record is from RefSeq and is a predicted model, not a curated record.